AAAAUGAACCGGAGAUGAUGACCCUGGAGCGGUACGAUAGUGAGACCAGUUCCUGGAAGACUCUUCUCAAGAGAGUUGUUUUAUUCAAUGUGGAGGAUAAAUUCAUCUAUGCAUCACUUUUCAAGUCUGAAAACCCAAAAACUCAGAUUGAUGAGAGACUGAUGAUGAUCUCGACUGAUGGCGGAGACACUUGGAAUGAGGCCCAGCUUCCGACAUUGACUGGGGACAGGUUUUUCUCCGUCCUUGACAUGUCCGAGGGGCUGAUCUUCAUGCAUGUGGACAACCCUGGAGACACUGGACAUGGGACAUUGUACACUUCCUCAUCCGAUGGGAUCGUGUACUCAGAGUCACUUCGUAACCACCUCUUUCCCAACUACAACACCGUCCAUGACUUCUACAAGGUGGAAUCCAUGAAAGGGGUGUACCUUGCAAGCCAGAUGGCUGACGACAAGUCCAUUCACACGGUGAUUACUUACAACAGAGGGGCUGAAUGGAAGCAAGUACAGCGGCCAGAUAAUGUGGAGUGCUCAAAUAAUGAAAAGGAUGGCUGCUAUCUGCAGAUCCAUAAUGCAUACAGCAUCCAUCGAGGGAUUAAUGCACGGCCUCCACUUAGUCAGAAAGGGGCUUAUGGGCUGGUACUGGUUCAUG
Messenger RNA from Candidula unifasciata, 648 nucleotides. The record is from the annotation of a GenBank genome assembly. Lineage: Eukaryota; Metazoa; Mollusca; Gastropoda; Stylommatophora; Geomitridae.